This is a messenger RNA of Mesorhabditis spiculigera, 789 nucleotides long. Lineage: Eukaryota; Metazoa; Nematoda; Chromadorea; Rhabditida; Rhabditidae. The record is from the annotation of a GenBank genome assembly.
AUGUGGCUCUCUCUGGCCCUGUUCCUGUCCCUCUCUGCUGGCGCUCUAUCGUUCGUGUGCCCGCCGAAUAGUACGAUUAUUCCCACCGAGCACCAGUGUAUCCUUCCCAUCCCGGGAGCUGUGAAUUACAUCAACGCUGUCCGGGGCUGUGAUCGACAGAAUAGCAAUGUGAUCAUGAUCAAGAACGCCUUCGAGAAUGCGGUCAUCUACGGGGUUCUCGUCCAGUGGUUCCCUAAUGCCGACGGCGCCUAUAUCGGCGUCGAAAGAGCCACAGAUUCAUCAUGGGUUUACUCGGACGGCACGAACAUCACUUAUGCAAAUUGGGAUACCAGUGAGCCAUCAACUGGGGAUUGUGUGAUGAUGGAUCGACAGACGAUGAAAUGGAAAGCGACGGAUUGUUCCACGCCGCUGCCUUACUUUUGUGGACUUGAUGGCGACAAGCUUCAAUGCCCCGAUGGAUGGGCCUAUGCCCCGGGACCGGAUGCGUGCUACUACGUGCAGGGGCCGGAAGCCUCGCCGGAGUCGCCGGAUGACUGCGAAUAUUCGAGGGCUUGGAUCGGGCUGUAUGGGACGGCAGAAAUUGGAGAGACAACGCCGUGGACCGAUGGCACAUUUGUCGAUUAUCGAGAUCCGAAAACGGCCCCGGCUAAUGGAAGCGUUUAUUGGACGACACACGCGGCCUCUUGCUUGACCUACGCUAAUUGGGAAGGAAUUCCGGCCAGUGGCCCGCAAGCCGCUCGCUACGUCUGCAAGAAGGAGAACCAACGCGCUCCCGAAGAGCCCGAAGCC